Mycotypha africana is the source of this 2586-nucleotide messenger RNA. RefSeq names its product Sodium/hydrogen exchanger family-domain-containing protein. Gene Ontology annotation, biological process: potassium ion transmembrane transport; proton transmembrane transport. Gene Ontology annotation, cellular component: membrane. The transcript is spliced from 4 exons. The coding region runs from base 88 to 2292 and encodes 734 amino acids. Gene Ontology annotation, molecular function: potassium:proton antiporter activity. NCBI's taxonomy places the organism in Eukaryota, Fungi, Mucoromycota, Mucoromycetes, Mucorales, Mycotyphaceae. The record is from RefSeq and is a predicted model, not a curated record.
GUUUUUUUUUUUUGCCUGCAUAUCCUGUUUUGUAACUCUAAUCUGUCCAGUUUCGCCACACCCAUUUAAUUACAUAAUUACCACAUUAUGCGCCUAUUUUGCUCACUCUCUCGAAACCUACAUAUUCGAACAUUUAUAGUACUAUGGAUACUGUUAUCACUCCUCAUUCUUAGUCCAUUUAUAGAUGCAGAACCGUCUAAUAUACCGUCUUUAUCACCAAAGAAUGCGGAAAAUAUACUUGAUCUAUUACAGCGGGGAGAAGCAUAUGAAAAAAAAUUGAUGGAUAAGAAACAACGACUUUACGAAAGCAUUCGACGACACAAAGUCUCCUCCAAUAAUCAACAUCAACAAGAUGAACUGUACACAUUAGCUGGUGUUCAAUUAGAGGACUUUAAAGCUUUUGAAGAUUUUGUGUUGGGCAUCUUACAAGUUUAUGAUACCACGGUUCGAAAAGAUCCUUUCAAAUUUACAAAUGAUUUCCGAAGUCCUGCUCUUAAACUAACAUUUGAGUUUCAACGAGCUGUCAAGUUGUCCCAUCAAAGGUUAAAAACAGCCACCGGUUCAUUAUCGGCAGCAGCAGCAGCAGCAGCAGCAAGAGCAGCAGGAGCAGCAGAAGCAGCAGAAGCAUCGCUACCAGAUCACGAGGCAGAAGCAGUAGGUAAAGCAGCGGAAAUGGAAGAGGAUAUGGCAUCGAUCGAUACGACCACUUGGGGAAUGGAAGACGUGGUCAAUGGCAUGUUACAUGAAGUGAGCCAACAUGCGGAUCAAUUAGAAGAUGAAAUGCAAAACAAUUUAAUGUUGUUAUCAACGGAGGAUGGAAGAGUAGAAACAGUAUUAAAAUUGACCAAUGAUCAAGGCAAUGGUCAAGGCGAUUCGAUGGUGACCUUGAUAGAUCAAGAUAAUAACGAGUAUGUCAUGAUGAAACCCUCGGAUACUACUGUUAUUACGGAAGAUAUAAAGUUAAUACAUGAUAUUAUUCUGAUCCUGAUUGUAUCAUUUGUACUGGGAUGGAUGUUCACUUGGAUUGGUUUACCUGCCUUUUUUGGUUACAUCCUCGCUGGUAUUAUGCUUGGCCCUUCCGGCUACAAUAGAAUUCAUGAAGUCAUUCAAGUAAAGACGUUAGCGCAAUUAGGUGUCGUACUCAUCAUCUUUGUCCUUGGUCUGGAAUUUUCAUUGGACAAAUUAAAGCGAAUGUGGAGAUUAGCUUUAGGAGGAGCUGUCACCAUCCUGCUUGUUACUGUGUUUUGCUUUGUCAUCAUGGCAUCCAUCAUUGGCGCAGACAUCAAAGAAGCAGUGUUUGUAGGAGCAUGCAUCAGUUUGAGUUCCACGGCUGUCGUCGUCAAAUGCAUCAAAUUGGAUCAUUUAGAACACUUGUAUGGCUUAUUAGUGAUGCAAGAUGUGAUCUUGGGUUUUAUGCUGGCCAUUAUUCCUGCCUUAUCGAAAUCAGGCAUUGAUGUACUGAUCGCUUUCUUAAAUAUCUCGCUCUCUUUCACCAUCUUUGGGCUUGUCUGUUACGCUAUUUUGCGCUUUAUGCCACUCAUCCCUCGUCUCCUUCGUCGCGUGGUACCUAUUCAUGCCAUCACCAAAAACCACGAGCUGAUGCUCCUUGGUACCAUUGCUAUUUGCAUGACGAUGCUCAUCGUUUCAGAACGCUUGGGGCUUGGUAUGGAAAUUGGUUGUUUUGCAGCGGGUGUAAUUCUUCGCUCUCGCAAAGGUCUCUAUGAAACCUCCCUCAAGGUGAUAGAACCUGUCCGUGAUACGUUUGCUUGCUUGUUCUUUGCGUCCAUGGGUCUUCAUGUCUAUCCAACCUUCUUGGCCAAAGAAGCCUUUUUACUAUUUACUUUGGCGGUUGGCGUUAUCCUCUUCAAAUACAUCUCUACUUGUCUCACGCUCGUCGUCUUCAAAUUUGAUCUGCAAAAGUCCUCCACGAUGGCCAUCGCGUUGGCACAAAUCUCAGAAUUUGGCUUCGUUUUGGCGUCACGUGGUAAGCAAUUAUCCAUCAUCUCACGUGAAGUCUAUUAUAUCUUGCUGGCAGUGACGGCUAUCACGUUGAUUGCAACGCCGUUGAUUUUGACAGCAUUGACGCUGAUCAACAAUAAAAGACUCGGUCUAGACAAGGGCAGCACAGGAGUAGGAGGCGGAGGAGGAAGUGGUAGUAGUACUGGAAACGGAGGUAGUAAUACAAAUCAGUUUAUGGGCACCACCAUGGUCAGUAGUAACUAUACCAGCUCUUAUCCAGAGCACGAAAAUGAGGUUAUCACAGGUCUUCAAGAUGCAGAAAAAUUAGCUUAGAAAAAAAAAAAAAGAACUCAUCAUACCGUCAUCGAAACAACCACUCUAUACUCGAACCAUUUUUAUCAUACCAUUAUAUCCAAUCUAGCGUACUUUGCAAUUAUCUUUUUCUCAAUAGAACAAUCAUAAUGAAUUACAAUUUUAGUCACCAUUUUGCAUUCUCCUUCUCUCUCUCUGUCUCCCUUCAUUCUUAUUCAUUCAGAAGGUAGAAAAAUAAAAAAGAAGGUUGUACUGUAACAUAAGUCUUUUGUUGGUGUUCUCAUCGAGAUCGUAUCAUAUUUAUUAGUGUAACUA